AUGGAUAGAACGGUUGAAUUUAGACAGUGUCUAUUAAUUAACUCCAAUUCCUUUAAAAUUCCAAGUAAACCUAGAAAUUCUAAAGCACCACAGCCAAUUCAGCUAAACGAAGAGUCCAAAUCCUUACUAGACAAUCUCAAUAAUGUUAAUAACGUGAUCAACUCUAUCGACAGCUCUACCAAUCUCGCCGUGUUGGAUGAAGAGAUCAGCUCCAUCUUAAAGCUGUCGAGCAGCCGGCUCAAGCUACUCGACGACAAGAUUGAACAAAGUCUCUCUACCUCGUAUGUAGAUACGCUGCUUGGUCAAUCAAGCAACCCCGUCCACAAACAACACCAAUACGGCAAACUCAUCUCGCUAAACGCUUUCCUUUUUAAACUGUCCCAUAAGUAUCAGAAAAUACAGCAGAGUUCUUCCAAGAAACAUAAAAUUAUACCACAGUACGCUCAGUUAGAGGAUGUUGAUAUACCCACGCCUUCGACCAAUCACUCACACCUUUCCCCUCAACAGACUCUACUUUUAGACAAAGAAUCUGAAGCACUCAGGAACUCCGAUAAACAAGACUUAAUCGCACUCGAAAAAGCUCAACACUCCCUCCUCUCCAUCACCAACUUACAGUCUGAGAUCAUGACUCAUCUCACCCAACAGUCCCAUCUCGUCGAACAACUAUACGACGACUCCUUGACUAGCACAGGAAGCCUCGGUGACGCUUCCAAACAACUCUUCAAAGCCAAAGACAAUCAGUCUUCUUCGAGACUGUUCAUUAUCUUUUUCUUUUUCAUCGCUGGCUUUUCUUUACUGUUCUUAGAGUUCUACGACUGA
Messenger RNA from Wallemia ichthyophaga EXF-994, 819 nucleotides. RefSeq names its product Syntaxin ufe1. The record is from RefSeq and is a predicted model, not a curated record. Gene Ontology annotation, cellular component: endoplasmic reticulum; SNARE complex. The transcript has 2 exons. Bases 1 to 819 code for a protein of 272 amino acids. Lineage: Eukaryota; Fungi; Basidiomycota; Wallemiomycetes; Wallemiales; Wallemiaceae. Gene Ontology annotation, biological process: retrograde vesicle-mediated transport, Golgi to endoplasmic reticulum.